UAGAAAAUGUUCUAGGCCUCACUCUUGACAUGAGAAUGCUUGAAAAAGAGAAGUUAUGUGGACCAUUUGAGGUGAAAACAGAUGCAUUGAGCAUGAUGGACAAUCUAAUGCUACUACAACUCUAUUAUGUGCAAAUCAGAGGGUCUUAUGAGAAUUUUCCAGAACAAUUAAGAUGGCUAGUGAUGCAUGGGUUUCCUUUAAAGUCUAUUCCAUCAAACUUACCAAUGAAGAAUUUGGUUUCUCUUGACAUGUCAUACAGCAAUAUUGAAUCAUUUGGUGUUUGUUAUAGCAAUACACGACUUCAGAAUUGGCAAAAGUGGUUAUUUGGAUCGUGCUCAAAAGACAAAAGGCUGCUUGGAACACUGAAGAUUCUUAAUUUAAGUUUCUGUGAAAAGCUUUCUAGUCUAGGCGGAUUUGAAGAACUCCCUUCGCUUGAGAAGCUAAUAGUUACAAAUUGCAUUGGUUUGGUUAAAGUAUGUGAAUCAAUUGAGGCAUGUGUUAAACUUGUUCUCAUUGACCUGCGGUACUGCAGCAAACUUGAAAAACUUCCAAAAACCAUAGGCAUGUUAAAGAAGGUGAAAACUUUAUUGCUAGAUGGUUUAAUCUGUGUGAAUCUCAUAUCGAGAUUAGGAAUACGGAUUCAUUGAAAAUGCUCAAGGGUAACAGUAUUGGCAUAAACACAAAAACCUCUUCCUCUUCCGUUCUUGAAGCUAUACCAAGUUAUCGAAAGUUCUUUGCGACUUUUAUACCAAUAUCUUUAGCAUGCUUGUCACUUGUAAGUAAUAAUUUGUCAACUGAAUCCUUUCCCGUUGACUUUAGUCGGCUAUCUAUGUUAAAGGAUUUAUAUUUAGAUGAUAAUCCUAUUGUUUCCCUGCCAAAUUGUGUGAAAAGCCUUCCUAGGCUUGAGAGACUUGAUAUGAGAAACUGUAUAUCUCUUAGUUCACUUGAGCAUCUUCAAUAUACAACAAGAGAGUUGAUCAUCUAUUUUGAUUACAAGCCUUUUCCACGAAAAACUAUAUUUGAUCUAGAAAAGUCCACACCUGAUUUCACAAUAGACUGGGAAUCGUUAGAACCAUCUUCAUUUGAGUUCGAAGGUGUAAUCAAAAUCCAACCAAUGGCAGGUGUAGCGGAAAGGGUGUUACGUAGUUUAGGGUGGACUAAUUUAGACUUCCUUAAUGGAAGGCAAGUUCGAACUAAUUUUUAUUUUAGAGGAUCAGAGGAAUCUCAAAUCCAGAUGUAUUAUGAAUUUGGCAUAUUCAGCACAAUUUAUGGGGGGAAACAGAUGCCGAAUUGGAUUCAUUGUAGAAGCAAGGGGCCAUUAAUAUCAUUUACCAUUCCAUCAUCUCCUUACAACUUCAGAGGAUUGAAUUUCUGCUAUGUGCAGGGUUAUCUAUUUCCAAAUCAGUUUGUUGAUUUACCAAUAAUCAAAGUUAGUAAUUUAACAAAGAAUGGCACCUGGAUAUAUAGACAUUACAUUGAUGGUGCGAGUGUAGGUGGACAGGCACGGUCCCUGACAUUGUUAAGCCAUUGGAUGUUUGGGAUAAAUGAGAUGGAAGCUGGUGACCAUGUUACUAUUACAGUUACAGAGCCCUAUAAUCAACUUACAAAGGAGUGUGGGGGUGAGUUUAAUGUAUGAUGAUGGAAACAUGGAUGAAGAUGAAGAUGGAGAUAAAGGUGAAGAUGAAGAGGAAGAUGUGUUAGGUUAUUACAAGUCAUGGAAUCACAUCAUUGGUGGAGAUCUCACUGGAUUUCAGUUAACAUCCGGUGAAUACAUCCUAGAUGCCUGGCAAUUUAUGCGGAAUUCCGCUGAACUAAGAGUAGAUCGCUAUCAUCCCUUCAUUACAGGUGGUGCCAGCUUUAAAGAAGACGAAGUGCGCUUUAGAGCUUUAGCGCGAAGGAAGUACCACCUACUUGGUCAUCACUCAUGAAUGUGAGAUCAUCAUCCUCGUUAUUCUUUUGUUAAGACGCAUCAUGUUCACCUUGAACCAAGUCGUUUUGGAAGUGCAUCAAUGGUGGGAGCCGCACGGCUGUUAAUAUAUUAUCAUUCAAUGAAAAGCUAGUUGGUAAAAGAAAAUGAACAAUAAUGUUGGUAUUUAAUGGAUUCUCAACUCAGUCUCAAAGGAGAUCUCACCAAGCAUCAUCUUUUUGGAAUCUGCUCAUUAUAUAUGGAAGGAAUUGAAGGACUGAUUUCGGCCAAGCAAUGGUCCUCAGAAUCUUCAAAAUCAAAAGAGAUCUUAUGAAUUUUAUGCAAGAACUUGAUUCUGUAAGUAAUUACUUCACAAAACUAAAGGUCAUUUAGGAUGAAGUGUCAAAUUUUAAUGUUCAUUGUACUUGUGGACUUUGUACUUGUGGUGCGGCAAAGGAAGCUGACCAAACUAAGAGUUUCUUAAUGGGGUUUAAUGACACAUUUUCUCAAUUUCUAGGCCAAAUACUCUUAAUGGAUCCAAUUCCACCUGUUAAUAAAGUCUUCUUACUCAUCAUAUAAGAAGAACGACAGAGGAAUAUGUGUGGUGAUUUUAAUGUUAUCAAAAUAUAUUAGUGUAGUUAUUCUUAAUAUUGAGAUAUGUUGAGUUUAUUUACUCACAGAGACCGGAGUUGAACAGUGCACAUUCGGAGUAAUAAAUGUAAACUCGGGAAUACGGGGGUCCGAGAGCAGCGACCUUGGCAGGGUCUAGGGGCAAUGCCCCUUGCGGGGGUCUAAGGGGCAGAGCCGGUGGUGGUGGUUCUGCUAUCUCUCAAAACAAGUGGUGAAAUCAUUGUGAUGUAGGAAUCGGUUGUGUCCUAUAACAACCUUUCAAGCUACCUACCGGGGUUGGCACCAAAAUGGAUGUAACCACCAUUUAACCACUUUCUCUCAUGUAUAAGAGCACAGUGAAUGUUCCAUAAAUGGAUUAGAUUCUCUAUACUCAAAAAGUGAUCAUCUAAUUCUCUCCAUCUCUCAAAAAACAAAAUAGCAAGGUACUUUCUA
Molecule: messenger RNA, 2968 nt
Organism: Lactuca sativa (garden lettuce)
Lineage: Eukaryota; Viridiplantae; Streptophyta; Magnoliopsida; Asterales; Asteraceae
Source: RefSeq, a predicted model, not a curated record